AUGAUGAAAAGCAUAGCUGGUACUUUCUUCCGCGGUUUAACAGGUGUGUUACCCAUCGCCCUGACACUGUGGCUAACCGUCUGGGUGAUCACCACAACCGAGGGGCUCCUGCGCAAACUGUUUGUCUAUAUCCUGCCGGACAAUUUUUAUUUCCCGGGCCUGGGUAUUCUGUUUGCCCUGGGGCUGAUUUUUGUCACCGGCCUGCUGAUGCAGAUGUUUGUGUUCAAGAAACUGUGGGAGUGGUUCGAAGCGUGGCUUGAACGCGUGCCUCUGGUGAAGACCGUGUACCAAUCUGUUAAUGAUUUUUUUGGGUUUUUCUCUUCCAAUGUGUCAGAAAGCGCAUCGAAAGUUGCCUGUAUCGACCUGGGUAAUGGCGCACAGCUGGUGGGUUUUAUUACAGACGAAAGCCUGGAGGCGUUUGCCGACGUUGGGCGGGAUCGUGUGGCUGUUUACGUGCCCAUGAGCUAUCAGAUUGGUGGCUAUACGCUGCUGGUACGCAAAGCUGAGGUCGAGAUUCUGGAUAUUCCUGUUGAACAGGCUAUGCGGUUUGUGCUCACGGUCAUGGUCGCGUUGAUCAAUGAUGCUGCCGAUCCGAUCUGGGUUGCGGCAUGGCACACACCAGAAACAGACGCCGAAUGGCGCUUGCUUGAACACCGGGCAACUCAGCUGCAACUUGGCGGCACGCUGAUCGCUUAUCCUGGUACCGGCGGGUUAGACCACAAGUGGACUGCCAAGCCACCCUGGCGAGCAUGGGCAACUCAACUGAGCGAUGCCAGCGCAGAGGCACUUGCCGCAAUAAAGGCUCGAAAUAUUGAGGCCAUCAGCACCGCCGGAGAUCGGAUUGUUGAAACCUGUGAAGGUUGUCAUCAGGCAUUCAAGAUGGAUUUUCCAACUGGUGGUCAGUACGGUGAGCUUUCGCCGAACGCCGCAGAUCUAGAGGAUUGA
Molecule: messenger RNA, 945 nt
Organism: Symbiodinium pilosum
Lineage: Eukaryota; Dinophyceae; Suessiales; Symbiodiniaceae
Source: the annotation of a GenBank genome assembly